Molecule: messenger RNA, 249 nt
Organism: Cylicostephanus goldi
Lineage: Eukaryota; Metazoa; Nematoda; Chromadorea; Rhabditida; Strongylidae
Source: the annotation of a GenBank genome assembly
AUGACCAAAGACGAGAUUGCAGCGCAGUGCUUUGUGUUCCUCUUGGCUGGUUUCGACACUACAGCCAACUCUCUAGCAUACGUUACGCAUUUGCUAGCCAAGAAUCCUGAAAUUCAACGCCAUCUUCAAGAAGAAAUUGACAGCUGUAGCGAUGAAGUGAGUGACCUGAAUAAAAAAACUAUUUCGUUAAGUGCAAUAUCGCCAAAAAACGCACUAUUGUGUUGCAGACUAUUAGUUACGAAUCCAUAG